CAUGUAAACACUUUACGCAGGGCUUAAACACCCGCAGCGUGACGCAGUUCCACUACACGGCAUGGCCAUACGGCGAAAUGCCGCUGUGCACCGACUCGCUGGAGUCGUUCAUCGCAGCGGUCCGCGCCUACCGGCCUGACGACACUCAUCCAGUCAUGGUCCACAGCAGGUUCGGUGUUGGCAGAACUGGCACAUUUAUCCUCAUAGACAGCGCAAUCUCUCAGUCUGAGGCAGAAGGGGAAGUGGACUGUUUGAGACAGCUUCAUUCCAUGCGGCACAGCAGGAUGAACAUGGUGGAAACUCAGGAGCAGUACAUCGCCGCGCACAAGGUAUUGGUUAACAUGGCUUGUUCAAAGAGCAGAAAGUUGACAAUCGAGGAGUUCUUGAAAUUGUACCAAAACUUGAAAGCGACACAUCCAGCCACUGGGAAAUCUCCGAUGUGCAAGGAAUUUGAGGAAUUGAGCCGAAUGCGCCCACACCCCGACGCCUCGGAAUACAAAGGCGCAAGGGACGAGCGCAAUGCCGGCAAGAACAGAUCGCAGAAGAUAUUGGCUGCCGACAGCAAGAGGCCUCUGCUGAAUGUGACCAUGGACCACAGCAAGACGGAUUACAUCAACGCCGUGUAUGUCGAUGGUUUUAGGAAACCCAACGCCUUUCUCGUAACACAGAUGCCUUUGAACGAGACGAUGGACGACUUCUGGGAAAUGGUGGCCUCCUCUGGCUCUUUAACAGUGGUUACAUUGGGACCACUGCCAGACCAGACAACCCCGAUGUUUUGGCCAGAUCUCAACAGCACUUCCAAGCAUGGGAAAAUUACAGUAGAGCACCGAGAGAGCACAGGGUUUCCAGGCUUGGUAGUGCGCAGCUUCAACAUCUGUCAAGGCAAGAAUCCGUCGCGGAUGUUGAAGCAGUUCCAUUGUCCCACAUGGAGGCGUCUUGAAAGGGUUCCUGGCUCGCAUGACAUCGUGUUGGACAUGCUUCGCCGCGUGGACACGUGGCAAAUGCUUGCCGAGGGGGCACCUGUCAUUGUUCAAUGCCUCGAUGGGUGCCAAGAGUGUGGUUUGUACUGCGUCUUGUCCAGCGUAUGCGAGCAGCUGAAGCUUGAACACGAAGUGGACGUUUUUCGCUGCGUGCAGCGAGUUCGGGCAAGCCGACCGGAGUUCAUCGUCAGUGUGGAUCAGUAUGCCUUCUGCUACGAAGUUGCGCAACGAUUCAUUGACUCUUUCGGUUCCUACUCCAAUUUCACCGGCUAACAUUUUGAUUGAAGUUGUUCCUAUAGAUGUGUUAAGCUACAGUGCAGGAAAGCACCUUCACACCUUUAGCCCUCAAUAUAGACACCGUGGUAGCUGCAAUAUGGUUUGUUUGCGUAGCAGAAAUGUAUCGCAGUGGCAACUGUACGAAUAGUGUUGACUUUGUGUGCAUAAAGAUUCUUC
Molecule: messenger RNA, 1433 nt
Organism: Dermacentor silvarum
Lineage: Eukaryota; Metazoa; Arthropoda; Arachnida; Ixodida; Ixodidae
Product: receptor-type tyrosine-protein phosphatase mu-like
Exons: 10
Coding region: 78-1253 (391 amino acids)
Biological process (GO): protein dephosphorylation
Molecular function (GO): protein tyrosine phosphatase activity
Source: RefSeq, a predicted model, not a curated record